This is a messenger RNA of Cornus florida, 2003 nucleotides long. Its product is annotated as heat stress transcription factor A-8. Gene Ontology annotation, cellular component: nucleus. The transcript is spliced from 2 exons. The record is from RefSeq and is a predicted model, not a curated record. NCBI's taxonomy places the organism in Eukaryota, Viridiplantae, Streptophyta, Magnoliopsida, Cornales, Cornaceae. Gene Ontology annotation, biological process: regulation of transcription by RNA polymerase II. The coding region runs from base 409 to 1584 and encodes 391 amino acids. Gene Ontology annotation, molecular function: DNA-binding transcription factor activity; RNA polymerase II cis-regulatory region sequence-specific DNA binding.
CUGUUUCCACAGGACAGAAAAGCAAGACUCCUGUGUCAGUCAGUCCACUCAAAGAAUCAAUCUAUCCUCUCUUUCUUUCCCUUUUCCUCGCAAUUCUAUUCUUUACUCCCUCCCUAGGUUUUAGACUUUUUUGUCACAUUGUUUUGCCUAUAUAUAUAUAUAUAUAUAUAUAUAUAUAUAUAUAUGUUAUACACGUCGAAAGAUAUUUAUAUACAUCUAAUUGAUAUUUUAUCUAUAUAUAUAAUCUGUCUAUACAAGUAUUCUGUGCUCUCUCUUUUCUGAUUCAAAUUCGAGUCCCCCAAAUUGAUCGAAACAUAUCAAAAUUAGUUCCGAAAUUCUAAACCCUACAAAACUGUGAUACUUUCUUGAUUCGAAUUGUGUUGCAAGAAUCGGAUUGAUCGGUCAAUUAUGGUGAAGACGACCGAGAAUGGGUCUGGCGUACCGGCCUUCUUGUCCAAAUGCUAUGAGAUGGUCGAUGAUCAAUCCACGGACGGUUUGAUUUCAUGGAGCUCGUCCGAUGACAGCUUCGUCAUAUGGAAUGCCCCUGAGUUCUCCUCCGCAUUGCUUCCCAAUUACUUCAAGCACAACAAUUUCGCCAGCUUUAUUAGGCAACUCAAUAUCUAUGGUUUCAGAAAAAUUGAUACUGAUCGCUGGGAAUUUGCAAAUGAAGGAUUUAUGAAAGGCCAAAAGCAGUUGUUGAAGAACAUUAGUAGAAGGAAAUCGUCUCAGGGCCUGGAUCAGCGGAGGUCAUCCCAGAAAAAAGACAAGGAUGUUGAAGCACGUGAAGAAAAUAAAAAUUUUGGGCUGUGGAAGGAAGUUGAGAAUCUUCAGAUUGAUAAAAAUGCUCUUAUGGAGGAACUGGCUAAACUGAGGCAGAAGCAGCAAAGCUCACAGAGUAAGUUGCUGGUCCUAAGAGAUCAACUUCAAGGUAUGGAACAAAAUCAGCAGCAGAUGCUUUCAUUCAUAGUGAUGGCCAUGCAAAACCCUGGAUUUUUGGUUAAGCUGCUUCAGCCAAGAGAGAAUAACUGGCGUGUGGCUGAACCGGGCAAGAGUGUUCUUAAACGAGUUUCAGAUGAUCACGAACCUUCUGAGGGGAUGAUCGUAAGGUACCAAGGGCCAAUUGACGACUCUCCGGAUGAUCUUUAUAGACCAAUUUCAACUUCGGAAGAAUCACUGCAAUUGGGUCUUAAUCCAGAUGACGAUUUUUUUAUGAAUAUUGAUUUUCCAUUGGAGGAAGAAUUUCAAUCUCCAGAUAAGCAUGGCAUGGUUAUCCUCCCAGAUCUAACUGAUGAUGAUGGCACAAUGGAUCGUCUUUUAUCUAGUCCAUUCUUACAGAAAAUCGAUGGUUCCGAGCUUGAUAUUGAAGAUACUAUUGACUCUGGAAUGGAGAUGGAAUCAACAUCUUGCAGAUCCCAGCUAAAAGAAUCUGCUAAGUUUGAAAACUUAGCAGAAGGAUUGGAGAUCUCUCGGCCUUUGAAGAUGGAAACAUCAGCGUGUAAAAUGCAGUUGGAUGGUUCUCAAAAUAUGGUAAUUCUAACUGAACAAAUGGGACUUCUAGCUUCUCAACGCCGCCUCAAGCGUUAAAACAUCUUUGCUCAAUACUAAAUAAUACCAGGAGAUGACCUGAAGUUUUGGUAUUUUUGUGGGCAAUUGACACCUCUUUACAGUACAACUCAUGAUGGAACCUGGUUUUCUGAUUCUAUCAGCACUUAUCUUUUCGAUCGUCACAGUAGCAAUUUGUUUUCUGAAUGAUAUUUCAACAUGUUUUGUUAAUAUUUAUAUAAUAGAUCUUUCAAGACAUAGAAUUAGAGGAAUGAAUUAACCGUGCCGGUGCCACCCUAGGUAUUUCGUUUUUAAGGUUUCUGUAUAUCAUUAUAGGUCCUCUGUAUUAUUGAAGCAUGCAUACAUGUAUGAUUAUGCAUAGUUAUAACUUUUGCCAAUGCAGUUCCUAUAAGCUGUCAAGUGCAAGCUUAUGGUUCUUCAUGAUUUGAUUGUUUGAAGUC